Cuscuta campestris is the source of this 1602-nucleotide messenger RNA. NCBI's taxonomy places the organism in Eukaryota, Viridiplantae, Streptophyta, Magnoliopsida, Solanales, Convolvulaceae. The record is from the annotation of a GenBank genome assembly.
GGGGGCGGUUCCGGGGGUUUCUUCUACCUGUCGGUGUUUUGUGGAUGCUGCUUUUGCGCCGGAUAGUGGUAGGGUUGCUUUUGGGUGUGCUCUAUUUUCUGCGACGAACUGUUUUCUUGCUGCUAUUAAUGGGGAAUUACUAUGUUCUCCGGACCCUCUUAUGGCGGAGGCUAUGGCGUGUCGUGAGGCUCUAUCAUGGAUUAAGACGCUUGAUAUUCAUAACGUGGAGAUCUUGAUGGAUUGUCAACGUGUGAUUUCGGCAAUUUCAGAUACUUCUUUCUCUCUUACUUCUUAUUUUGGUUCGUUAAUUGUUGAGUCGCGUAGCGUUCAACUGAGAUUGGGAGAAUAUUUCCCAAACCUCUCGUUGCAAAUCGGUCACUACUGUUUAAACGAUAUUGGAGUUAUUUGUGCCGUCACUUUUAUAUUGUAGAAACCUACCCGGUAGUAACUCAGUGCAUGUUGCGAUGUUCUAUUAUUCUGCUAUAUUCUAUUUUAGAUACAUUGAGUUUGUUUUCAGAGAUAAAUAUACCAACUGAGUUUCUUUUUGGAUCCAAUGUGAAAAAAAAAAACCCAAAUUUUAGAUCUAGAAUUUGGAGACCAAAAAUGGUGAUGCUUUACAACUCGGCCGAUGGGAAACAAAGCCAGUAUAAGCUCAAAAAGCGCAGUUCUAUCCCCCAAUUCUUGAUUCUAAUAAAUAUGUGUUUCGUUAAUCUAGGGUUUGAUAUCACGUGUCAUAAUAUGACAUCAAAUGUUGAUGCCACAAAAAAAAAAAAAAAGUACUCAAUGCAUUCUUUUAUAUCUGGAAAUUCAAAGUCAUUGUAGGUGCUUCUGGAUCAUUCUUCAACACCACUCUGUGUAAUCGGCUAAUGGCACUUGUUCCUCUAGCUACCAAACCUGUUUAAUUGAAGAAGCACAUCAACUGAAAUACAGGCAUUGUCAUGCUCAAAUCUCAGCUUACAUCGUGUCAUGUAAACAUCUACCCAUAACAAAAUAAAAUCAUGUAUUUCUAAAUGAAAAAUGACAACAUAAUAUUCGGCCAUAUUAAUUUUGAACCGCUAAUAAUUCAAUGACAUGUUUGCAAUGAUAUUACUACCUCCGUCCCAUUUUAUAACGCCUGUUUCGGUUUACGAUGUUUGACUGAAAUUAUUUUUAAACCAUUUUAUAUGACAAAUGGUAUAGAAUUAAAAAAUAAAAAUUACAUAUUAAAAACCUAAAUCAAAAAAUCUACAAAACUAUUAGUGACAAUAAUAUUUUAUUUUAUCAAAUUGCUAACGAAAAUAGAGAAAGAAAGUGAAUGAAGUUUGACCCUGUGAAUAGUAAACAGACAUUAUAAUUUGAGACGGAAAGAGUACAAUAUUCAAGAAAGUGAAUAUUGUAGAAAACCAAGUAGGGGUAAGAUAUUCUGUCAUACAGGGUAGUGUGUAAUUUAGUUUCCAUAAUUAAGCUUAGGGGCAUUUUGAUAGGGUAGUAUUUAAUUUAGUUUCCAUAAUUAAGCUUAAGGGCAUUUGAUAGUUGAUACAUGUACAAAAUUGUCAACCCAUGCACUCAUACAUUGUUUUGAGAUUCCAACGCAUAUUUUCUAAAUAAUCUUGGUAACACUAG